Molecule: messenger RNA, 1660 nt
Organism: Oryzias melastigma (Indian medaka)
Lineage: Eukaryota; Metazoa; Chordata; Actinopteri; Beloniformes; Adrianichthyidae
Product: mediator of RNA polymerase II transcription subunit 15
Exons: 4
Coding region: 142-1377 (411 amino acids)
Source: RefSeq, a predicted model, not a curated record
CCUGUUCCUAGUAUGUCAUUUAAGAAGAGAGCUGUGAUUGGCUGUCAGAGCAAAAUAAAGGACUGAACAGCACUGGUCUCAGUAACGCAUCAGAGGACAGAGAGGAAGGGUUGGUUAUGGUGGCAGAGCUGACUGAAAACCAUGAGACUUCCUUUAUGUGCUGUGCUGUUGUGGCUGUUCUUUGAAGAGGUUCAAGCUUCACCAGUGAAACCUUCCUUUCAAAGUGGCUCUAAAAGUUUUGAUCCCAGUAAGCCUCAGCAAGUCUCCAACUACCACGCCCAGGUUCCACACUUCCAACCGGAACACCGCGCCAAAACCCGCCAUAAGAUCAAGGUGGUCCGCUACAGACUGGAUCCUUGGUCCCAAAUAUGGCUGAAGUCUGAAGUAGAGUCUUACCAAGUAGAUCCCGACUCCCACGUAAUGCGCUACCAGGUUGAGCCUCAACAACCUGCUCAGGCAAUUCGCCAUCAAUCUGUGCCUCAGCUUCAGUUUCAGCCUCAACGGCAAAUUCAGCCGAAGGAGGCAACCAACCAAGGUGGGUCCCAGAGUGGUUCACUGGGGGUGGAAUCCAAUCAGGGACAACCACCCUUCCAGUCUCAGAAAGCACCUUACCUGGCAGAGGCCCAGAAUCAGGCCCAGGUGUUUUCAUACCAGACAGAACCUCAAAACCAGGAGGAGUCACUUCAACCAGCUCCCCAUGUUUUGGUUCAAAGUUCACCCUACCAAGUUGAGCCAAUGACACAGACCAAAGAAUUGCUCUACCAAAAUGAACCUCUGACCCAAAUGGUGUCUUUCCAGGCUGAGCCCCAGAUUCAGGUCCAAGGAUUAUCCUACCAGUCACAGCCUCAGUCCCAAGUGGUUUCCUUCCACACAGAGCCCAAAAAUCAAGACCAAGGUCUUCCAUACCAGGGAGAUCACCAAAUGCUGGCCCAAGGAAUGUCCUACCAGGAAGAUCCUCAGUCCCAGAUGACCUCCUGCCAAGCUGAGCCUGACCUUCAGACUCAAGGGGUGAUCUACCAGGUAGAGCCUCAGUCCCAGGUUGCAUCUUUGCAGAUGGAGCCAAAUUUUCAAGGCCAAGACUUGCUUUACCAGGCAGAGCAUCAGAUGCAGGCAGCCCGAGAGGUGUCCUACAAGGUAGAUCCUCCGUACCAAACGUUUUUUCACGAAGCAGAAUCCCAUAUUCGGUCUCGUACACCAUCCAUUGAUGCAGAUCCUCAAUCUCAAACAAUGACUCACUCAAUGUCCAACUCUCAGCCCCACAUGGUUUCCUAUCAGACAAGCCCCCAAGCUCCAAGUGAAGCUUUGCCAUCAUACCAGCCUGAAGAAUGUGCUUUUUUCAGUGAAGACCAAGGUUUUGAGCCACCAACAUCAGCCUAACCCAGAUCAGAUGCUGUCAUUGUGAACCAGAUCCUGAGCUUGGUGUGGCACCAAUAGCCUCUAAGAAAAGGCCCUUCAGCUCACUUCACUUUGCUAAGUUCUACUUCAGCAAGUUGGAGGGUCUGUUUUUUUUCUUUUUUGUUCUGAAGCUUGAGGGUCGUCCGAGCUUUGGCCGCUCUCAACAGCUCAUCAAGAGGACCCAGAAGGGGCCGGAUCCCAGUGAAGCUCUCCUUCCCCUCUGUGGGCUUGACAGGAAUCGGAAAAUAAAAUGUUGUGCCAAGCA